Gadus morhua (Atlantic cod) is the source of this 4750-nucleotide messenger RNA. RefSeq lists its product as uncharacterized. The transcript is spliced from 2 exons. The coding region runs from base 218 to 4192 and encodes 1324 amino acids. Gene Ontology annotation, molecular function: nucleic acid binding. The record is from RefSeq and is a predicted model, not a curated record. Lineage: Eukaryota; Metazoa; Chordata; Actinopteri; Gadiformes; Gadidae. Gene Ontology annotation, biological process: DNA integration.
GCCUGAUGGGCCAGAGAAAAACUGUCCCAUUCACAACAAACCACAUGCGCUGAGGAAAUGCAGAACAUUCAGAGGGAAGGUUCUCGAAGAACGAAAAAGCCUUCUCAAAGAGCAUGGGAUUUGUUUCAAAUGCUGCACUUCAGCUAGCCAUCUUGCAAGAGACUGUAAAGUAAAAGUAAAGUGUGCGGAGUGUGACAGCGACCGACAUCAUGCUGCUAUGCAUCCAGGUCCGCCACCUCAAGUCUUCAGAAGGCCUACACCCCCAUCAGACAAUGGCGGGGAGGAAGAGGAACACAACAGCGACAGCACAGCCAUCAGCUCACACUGUACCCAGGUGUGUGGCCCAGGUCGAACAGCAAGAUCCUGUGCGAAGAUUUGUCUGGCCCGAGUAUAUCCACAAGGUCAACGUGAGAAGGCAGUCAACAUGUACGUGAUUUUGGAUGAUCAAAGUAACCGUUCACUUGUGCGAUCAGACUUCUUCCAACUUUUCAACAUCAAGGGCCAACCAUUCCCCUACUCACUCAAGACCUGUGCUGGGCUAGUUGAGACGUCAGGCAGAAAGGCAGAGGGCUUUCAGGUCGAAUCACUCGAUGGGCAGACCAGCCUACAACUACCAUCACUAAUUGAGUGUAAUGACAUACUCAUCGACCGCUCCGAAAUACCGACCCCUGACGCAGCCUGUCACCAUCCACACCUGCGAAGUGUAGCGCCGCACUUACCUGAGCUCGAUCCCAAGGCGGAGAUCCUCAUCUUGCUAGGCAGAGACAUUGUGAGGGUCCAUAAAGUCCGGCAGCAAGUGAGUGGGCCUCACAAUGCCCCCUUCGCACAAAGACUUGAUUUGGGAUGGGUUAUAGUAGGAGACGUGUGCCUAGGGAACGCACAUAGGCCGGCUGUGGGCACAUUCAAGACAAAUGUGCUAGAGAAUGGCCGACCCACCUUUCUCAAACCUUGCAAAGGCUUCAUGAAGCUGACUGAGGAUAUGUCCCAGGGAGGGGCGCAGAAGAACCCACCACACAAGACAUCAUUGGAGUCCCUCGGACUACAGGUCUUCAACGAGACGGAUUCCGACAACAAACCUGCCCCAUCAUUUGAGGACAUAAUCUUUUUGGAAAUCAUGGAACGAGAAAUGUACAGAGGGACAUCAAACAACUGCGUCGCUCCUCUUCCCUUUCGAGUUCCCCGGCAACGUUUAUCCAAUAACCGUGAACAGGUAUUCACUCGCUUCACCUCUCUGGAGAAAACGCUGCGGAGAAAACCAGAGAUGAGAGGCCAGUUUGUGGAAUUCAUGAAGAAAAUAUUAGACAACGGACAUGCAGAAGUGGCUCCUCCACUAGAGGAGAACGAAGAGGGUUGGUACCUGCCAACCUUCGGAGUCUACCACCCGCAAAAGCCUGGCAGCAUCCGCGUGGUGUUUGAUUCCAGCGCAAAGUACUUUGGCACAUCUCUAAAUGAUGUUUUUCUAACAGGCCCAGACCUCAAUAACUCACUCAUUGGGGUGCUGAUCCGCUUCCGCAAGGAACAGGUAGCAGUGAUCGCCGACAUACAGCAGAUGUUCCACUGCUUCCUCGUCCGCAAAGACCACAGGAACUACUUGAGGUUUCUGUGGUAUAGAGACAACGACAUGUCGAAGGACAUCGUUGACUACAGGAUGACUGUUCACGUUUUCGGCAACAGUCCGUCCCCAUCUGUGGCCAUCUAUGGACUGAGGAGAGCUAUCCACGAAGGUGCACACAAACAUGGAGAAGACACAGUCCAGUUUGUCGAACGUCAUUUCUAUGUAGACGAUGGGCUCAUCAGUGUGCCCACCGAAGCAGAAGCCAUCAGUCUCCUGCAGAGAACGCAGACCUCUCUCAGUGAAUCGAACCUAAGGCUGCACAAGUUUGCCUCAAACAGGGAAGCCGUCCUACAGGCAUUCGCACCUGAAGACAGAGCCGUCCUGAAAGACCUUGACCUCAGUGGUGAAGCCACACCAGUGCAACGCAGUUUAGGACUGUUGUGGGAGACAACGACAGACACUUUCACAUUUGCAGUCUCGGAGCACAAGAAGGCCUUCACUCGCAGAGGAGUUCUGUCAACAGUGAACAGCGUCUUUGAUCCUUUAGGCAUGGUCGCACCUGUAACCAUUGAAGGCAAAAGUCUCUUGAGGGGACUCAGUGUUGACACAUGCGACUGGGAUGCACCUCUUCCAGAAAAAAAGCUGAAGCAAUGGGAAGCGUGGCGAGAGUCACUACAUGACUUAAGCAAGCUGCACAUCCCACGUGCAUACACUGCAACGUCACUUUCCAAUGCAGAACACACAGAGUUAUGUGUAUUCUCUGAUGCGUCCACAAAGGCCAUUGGAGCUGUGGCAUAUCUCAGGACCAUUCAAGCUGAGGGACAAGUCAAAGUAGGAUUCAUCCUAGGGAAAGCUAAGCUGGCCCCACAGUCCGAACCUACCAUCCCUCGGUUGGAAUUGUGUGCCGCAGUAUUAGCCGUGGAGGUCGCUGAACUCAUCCAAGAUGAACUGGACACGAAGCUGAAUACAAUCAAGUUCUUUUGUGAUAGCAAGGUCGUGCUCGGAUACAUUCACAAUCAGACCAAACGCUUCUACGUUUAUGUUCAUAAUCGAGUCAGACGAAUUCGUCAGUCCACAAAACCUGACCAAUGGUUCUACGUCAACACAGAGGACAACCCGGCUGACCACGCAUCCAGGUCAGUUCCUGCAUCCAAACUGACACAGACAACGUGGUUCACUGGACCAGCUUUUUUGCACAAACAAAGACUACCCGAGGAAGAAACAAGUCAGACAUUUGGACUUGUUAACCCAGAAUCAGAUUCGGACAUACGCCCUGAAGUGUGUAGUUUCCUGACUCAGACUCAAACUCAAGGCCUUAGCGCCGAACGUUUUCAGCGCUUCUCUUCCAUGUGCUCCCUCACAAGGGCUAUUGCGCUACUAAUUCACAUAGCCAGAGCUUACAGACACAGCACGUCCAGUGACUGUAAAGGAUGGCACCACUGCAGCCUUCCACGUACUCCGGAUGAGUUGGCUCAGGCGAGACACAUCGUCAUCAGAGCUGCUCAAGAAGAUGUCUUCACAAAAGAGCUCACAGCUCUGGAGCUCGGACGAGCUGUAACCAAAGACAGUUCCAUUCAGAAGCUCAGACCUAUUCUUGAAGGCGACCUCAUUCGUGUGGGAGGAAGAUUGAAACACGCCGACUUGAGCAAUCCGGAAAAGAACCCUAUCAUCUUACCCAAGAACAGUCAGGUUUCUCUGCUACUGGUUCGACAGUAUCAUGAAGAUGUCAAACAUCAAGGCCGCCACCUCACAGAAGGGGCCCUGAGAGCAGCAGGCUUCUGGGUAAUAGGCGGAAAAGGGUUAAUUGCCUCAGUUCUGCACAAAUGUGUAGUGUGCCGAAGGUUACGCCGAAGAACAGAGGUACAACUCAUGGCCGACUUGCCACAAGAACGCCUGCACACAUGCCCACCCUUCACCUAUGUAGGAGUGGAUGUGUUCGGACCAUGGCAAGUCAUCUCCAGACGCACACGGGGUGGACAGGCCCAAAGCAAGAGAUGGGCGAUGCUCUUUUGCUGCAUGAGUUCCCGAGCCGUGCACAUCGAGAUCAUUGACUCCAUGGACACGUCAAGUUGCAUUAAUGCAUUGAGACGUUUCUUUGCCAUAAGAGGACCUGCGAAGCAGAUAAGAUCGGACUGCGGAACAAACUUCGUAGCCGCAGCAAAGGAACUAGGAAUGAGCAAACAACAACCUGACAGCACAGUUCAGAACUUCUUGAGUCAGCAAGGGUGCUCAUGGGUGUUCAAUCCUCCUCAUGCGUCCCAUAUGGGAGGAUCAUGGGAACGUAUGAUAGGCCUGUCAAGACGGAUCCUGGACGCUAUCCUACUUCAAGAGAACAUUCAACUUACCCAUGACGUCCUGUGCACCCUGAUGAUGGAAGUGUCUGCAAUAAUCAAUGCCAGACCUCUCGUUCCAGUGUCCACUGACCCAGAGUCACCCUUCAUACUAUCUCCUGCAAUGAUACUUACCCAGAAGAUUGGGGUUACCCCACCGCACGAGACUUCACAGACAAGGAUCUUCUCAGCAGGCAAUGGAGACAAGUCCAAGCCCUUGCCGACAGAUUCUGGCGUCGCUGGCGUCAGGAGUUCCUUCCCACUCUGCAAGCCCGCCGGAAAUGGAGAGAUUCCCACCGGGACCUGAAAGAAGGGGACAUUGUGCUCCUGAAGGACAAUCAAGCCGCACGCAACGUGUGGCCUAUGGCGAUGAUCACAGCUGUCUUUCCAGGGAGAGACAGCAAAGUAAGGAAGGUGGAGCUCAGGACAUCGGAUCAAGGUUCUCCGAAGGUGUUCCUAAGACCUGUGUCAGAAGUAGUUCUCCUUCUGCCAAAAGACUGUAGUUAAAGGACAGAGACAUUUAAAAGCUCAUAGUGACCUUUAAGGUCAGACGGGGAGUAUUCUGCCCUUCAGGCAUUUCAUUUGAAUUGAAUGCUUUAAAUUUGUGUUUCAUCCAGACUUUUAUUUUGACGUUGUAUUUUCGAGCUGCACAGGAAGCAGGAAGGAAAAUAGUUUACAUCACGUUAGAAUGCGCGCGUAGAAAACGUUGGAAACAGACGGUCACUACCCCAGAGAAAGGCUUCUUGCAUGUUGGUUCCCCAGCAGAGGCAUCGCUUUUUCACUCUCUUUCAUCUUUUGAUCUCUUGAUCUUAUCUACAUGGAUUCAAUACAAUGUGAAGAAUGAAAAUAAAUCUACAAACAAGAA